UCAUUUAACUUUUGCACUCUCGCUAGUGAUCACUGGCAUUUGCCUUUGCACUGAGGGGCGGUCAGCCUCUGUAAGCUCAUCUGGGACCCGUCUAUCAGGGCAGCAGCAUUUCUUGGGUGGAGUUCCUGCUCAGAAUGUGUGCUGUGCUUUUCAUUUGACUGCAGGUCUUGCUUUGUGCUGUGCAAUGCAGAGUGGCUUGGUAGUUGACUAGCAGCUGCUUGAAUAGACAGGGGAACGCUCAGUUGGGGACCAAAGAAUGUCCUCUAGAUUCUCCAGGGAGCCAGAAAAGGAGUGUAUUUCUUGUAAGGUCUUUUUUUUUAGGACACAUUUUGCUUUUGUUUUUAAAGAAAACCUGAAAUGCCUUCUGAGUAAAUAGGACUGUACAUCUUUAAAGCACCGAGAAGGGAUGGAAACUGCAGCUGAGAGAGAAUUCAGGAACAAGAAGCCACAAAAACGCAACCUGGGUGUGGUAUGAGUAAUAAACACUUAGCUCUCUGAAGGCUUUGUGGCUGCCACAAUCUCUACUUUUACUGGGAGCAACUUUGAUGAUCUGAAGCAUCGUCCUACCAGACAUGGAUACCUCAAAGCCUACGUACAAGAAGCCAGGCCUGUCGCAGAACAGGCUGAUCGGUUUGAUAGAAACGGAUGACAGCAUCCAGGAAGGUAGUUCUGCAGCUGGUAAACAGGGAGAAAAUAAAGGGGCCAAAGGAGGGAAGGAAAAACCGCCCCUGGAGACUCCUUACAAGAAAGAGAGCAGUGACUUUGAACCAAAAAUCAAGAUUAACUUGAAUUAUCGACCAGGACUUUCCAGCAACCAAAAGGACCCAAAUCGCUUUGAUAGAGAUCGGCUCUUUGGUGCUGUCUCGAGGGGUAACCGGGAGGAGCUGGAUGGUUUGCUUGAUUACUUGAGCAGGACUUCUAAAUUUCUCUCCGAUUCAAGAUAUACAGAUGCUGAGACGGGUAAGACCUGCUUAAUGAAAGCCCUGCUGAAUUUAAAAGAUGGGACAAAUCCCACUAUCCCACGGUUGCUAGAAAUAGACCAGAAGACUGAGAAUCCAAGGCCACUUGUCAAUGCUGCAUGCACCAAUAGUUACUAUGCAGGCCAGACUGCACUCCACAUUGCCAUAGAGAAGAGGCACCUAGAUUUAGUGAAACUGCUGGUAGAGAAUGGAGCCGACGUCCACGCCAGAGCCCAUGGUGAAUUUUUCAGGAAGAAGAAAGGAGGAGUGUGUUUUUAUUUUGGUGAACUUCCCCUCUCCUUGGCUGCCUGCACCAACCAGUUUGAUGUGAUAAAAUACCUCCUUGAUAACCCCUACCAGAAAGCCAGGCUCCAGGAACAGGAUUCCCUGGGCAACACAGUUCUCCAUGCCCUGGUGGUGAUCGCAGAUGACACCAAGCAGAAUACUGAGUUAGUGUGCAAGAUGUAUGAUGAGAUCUUAAAGGCAGGCACGAAGAUUAACCCAGCAGAGAAGCUCGAGGAGAUAGUGAACCAGGCUGGGUUAACGCCACUGAAACUGGCUGCCAAGAAGGGCAAAGUAGAGAUCUUCAGACACAUUCUCCAAAGAGAGAUCAAGGAUCCAGAGUACCGGCACCUGUCUCGCAAGUUCACUGAAUGGACCUAUGGACCCGUCCAUGUAUCUCUCUAUGACUUGUCCUCUGUAGAUAGUUAUGAGAAAAACUCUGUGCUGGAGAUCCUUGCUGAGAGCAGUGACACACCAAAUCGAUACAAGAUGGUAGUUUUGGAGCCGCUGAACAAACUGCUUCAGCACAAAUGGGACUCGUUCGCUGCCAGGAGAUUUUACUUAAGUUUUUUCUGUUAUUUUAUAUUCAUGGCCAUCUUCACGGUCCUUGCUUACCAUCGUCCCCUGCAGUUACAGUCUCCAUUUCGAGCAGAGUUCACAGCUGUCGGCUUCUUGCAGCUCACUGGACAGAUCAUUGUUUUCCUGGGAGGCUUUUAUCUCAUAAUUGCUCAGAUUCUGUACUUUUUGAGGAGAUGGCGGAACCUGAAGAAUGUGUUCUCUGAUGGCUGCAUUGAGGUCUUUCUCUUGCUCCAGGCAUUCUCGCUGCUGCUUUCAGCUGUGCUGUAUAUUGUGGGUUCAGAAGACUAUGUGCCGACGAUGGUAUUCUCCUUACUGCUGGGAUGGGUGAACAUGCUGUACUACACUCGGGGCUUCCAGUGGACUGGGAUCUAUUGUGUCAUGAUACAGAAGACUAUCCUGAGGGACCUGCUACGCUUCCUCAUGGUUUACGUGAUCUUCCUCUUUGGCUUUGCGGCAGCUCUGGUCACCCUCACAGGGGAUGCCCCUCCGGCUUCCCAGAACACGUCUGUUACCCCAGAGGACGGCGAUAAAGGCCAUGUUGUGUACAGUGGGCUGCUGAGCACUUCCUUGGAGCUCUUCAAGUUCACCAUUGGCAUGGGGGACCUGGAGUUCCAGGAGCACGUGAAAUUCAAAUACUUCGUCAUGCUGCUGCUGCUGCUGUUUGUGAUCCUGACCUACAUCCUCCUGCUCAACAUGCUGAUCGCCCUCAUGAGCGAGACUGUCACCAACGUCUCUGGUUACAGCAAGAGCGUCUGGAAGCUGCAGAGAGCCAUUGCCAUUCUGGAAAUAGAGAAGUCCUGGCUGUGGUGCCCAAGAAGGAGGCAGAGAUCUGGCUGCUUCUUGUCUGUGAGCCUUGAUGAUCAGAAAGAUAUGAGAUGGUGUUUCAGAGUGGAGGAGAUUAACUGGGCCAACUGGGAAAAGGAGCUGGGAGUCAUCAAGGAGGAUCCUGGGAACUCCAGAGACUUGGAAAUAGAAUCCCUAGUGAAGAGAGUGCGGGACAGGAUGUCACGGGGGCAAGCAAACGCAGCAGCACCGGAGGAGCAGUUGCCGUUACAACCAUUAGCCAGUGACUGAGAUGAGGCCACUAGAAGAGGACAAGCCAAGAGACUGUAGCAUGUUCUCGGCAUCGGGAUCCUGUUGUUGCUCCCAUCCCAAUGAAUUCUUCAUUCUGUGGUGCCACUAAUAUUGAGAUGGAAAAGUAAUCAGUAUUAACAUGUCUCAUCAAAGACUGUUUCAGUCUGUUGCUUUUAUGCAUACAAAGUAUUUCCUUUGAAGAAAUCAUUUCUGUUCAACUUCUUCUGCCUGAUACUUUCUUCCUACAAUGCUUAAAAAGAGGAUGUGUGUGUGAGAGAGAGAGAUUGGGGGGGUAUCUCCUGGAUGGACUGGCUUUGUAAUCUAAGCCUCAGGUUUGAAAUUUCUCUCUGGAAGCUUGGGUUAAACUUUCAGUUGGGUCAAUUUAGCCCUUCAUGCUGGUGAGACAGAAAAAUUUAGUUCCAUGCAGCUGUGUGUGUAGAUCUUUUGGAUGAUACUUUUCCAAGCACAGGCCCUAUCUGCUGUGUGCUGACAGGAUAAGAUACCAUGUACUUUUUAUGAGAACAGAAGUUUGUCCUAGUGUUUGUGGCCAAAAAUAUUUUCCCUUCUGCACUGUUAUCCUCGGUCCCAUAUUUGACUGCAUUUCAGGCAAUCUAUCUGGGACGUGCUUUGGAAUUAAAGGUGCAUAAAGCAUUGUUCAAA
This is a messenger RNA of Chrysemys picta bellii (western painted turtle), 3554 nucleotides long. The record is from RefSeq and is a predicted model, not a curated record. Lineage: Eukaryota; Metazoa; Chordata; Testudines; Emydidae.